AUGGACUCGGCUACGACUUCCUCACCCGCUACCGCGUUCCAGCUCGCCCUUACUCCAAUGGACCAGGCCCGGGCUCCUUCUCGAAGCAUUCUAUCCUGUACCUUUUGUCGACAGAAAAAGUUGCGUUGUGAUCGCCUCCGCCCGUGUAAUAGCUGCAUAAAGCGUGGCCUGCAAUGUGUCUAUGUCAACCCAACCCCUGCUCCUCGCAAUGGCCCCGCUCGCUCAACCAAGCAUCUGCAGCAGCGCAUUCGACAGCUAGAGGAGCUGGUCGAUGUCCAGCGCAAAAUCGAAAGCACACCUACUAAACUAGGCUUUGAGAGCGAGAGUCAACAUGGUAGCUUCGACGAUGCCAUUGUCAGCUCUCUUGGCAAAAUUCACGUGGGAGAGGCAGGCAUGAGCUACGUCUCUGGGGCUCACUGGGCGGCUCUUCAAGAUAGUAUUGCAGACCUGAAGGAGUGCCUAGAGGCUGAUUAUUCCGUCAAUCAGCCUUCUCAAAAUUUCCACGGCCCAGCACUUUUGAUAGGAAUGUGCCCGCCAAGUGAUAAGGACGAGAUCCUGGAAUUAAUUCCUCCAAAGAACGUAACCGACCGACUAGUGUCGCGGUUCUUCAAUUCCAUGGAGCCGGGUGUUGUUGUUUUACAUGCCCCUACAUUUCAAGCAGAGUACAACCGCUUCUGGGAUAAUCAACAUGACGCCAGCUUGACAUGGCUCAGUCUGCUCUUCAGCAUCAUGAGUCUAGCCAUAUUCGUCAACUGCCGCGCCGAAGGCGAGCCGGCUAGCCCCAUCCCCAAUCCCGAGGAAAUGGCAGAUGAAUUUCGACUCCAAGCGGCUUAUUGUCUAAUUAGGGACAAAUACACAAAGCCAUCCAAGUACACCAUUGAAGCUUUACUUUUGUACGGGCAAACUGAAUACUUUCGCAGCCCAGAUUCACAAUACGAGCUAUGGGUGCUAUUCGGAGUUGUGAUGCGCUUGGCCAUGCGUGUUGGCCUCCACCGAGAUGGUUCUCGCUACCCCGGAAUAUCAUGUUUCGAGGCUGAGAUGCGGCGGCGCAUCUGGGCUCUCAUGUCCCAGUUGGAAUCACUGUUUUCCUUCCAAAUGGGGCUACCACGAAUGAUCCACAAAGGCCUUUCCGAUACGCAAUUGCCUCGCAAUUUAUUGGAUAACGACUUUGAUGAACAAUCCACGACACUGCCAGCCGCUCGCCCGGAAACAGAUUUUACCGCAGUCUCGUAUCUGAUCGCAAAGGGUCGAAUUGCUGACGUUUUCGGUCUGAUUACAGACCAUGUGAAUUCCACGCUUCCAGGCUCCUACCAGUAUACCGUUCAGCUGGAUCGGCUGCUAAACGAAGCCUAUGCCGCUGCCCCGUCGAAUCUACAAUUCCGUGGUGUCGGCCAAUCAGUAACUGAAUUGCCCGUGGUUAUUAUUGGUCGAUACAACCUUGACAUUCUCUAUCAAAAGGCCCGUUGCGUACUUCAUCGAAACUACCUAUACGAUGGAAGAUCGGAUCCGCGGUAUGCCAACUCUAGACGGAUUUGCAUUGACUCGGCCAUUAAACUAUUGCGGCACCACGCAACCAUAGAUGCUCAAGUUCAGCCGGGAGGAGUGUUGUAUUCGGGUAGAUGGUAUCUUUCCUCACUUACUACUCACAAUUUUGUCUUGGCCGCCAUGCUCCUAUGCCUCGAACUGCACUACAUUUCUGAAGGCUGCGGCCAAAUAGUAGAUGGAGAUGUCUAUUCCAAGGAGGAGCUCUUUUCCACGCUACAAACGUCGCGGCAGGUCUGGAGCAAAUACAAAGAGAAUUCAAUAGAAGCCUUGCAAGCCUGGAGAGCAAUCACCGUUAUGCUGGAAAAGCUGGACGGAUCGACCGCUACAACGACUCCAAUCACUGACAGCCACGACACGUCAUCCGAGGACAAGCACAGUGCGGACGUUGGGACGCAGUUCACUUCUCCCCAAACUGGAGCCGAAUCGAGUCUCUAUAGCCCUGCACCUGCCAAUCAACCAAAUUUUGAAAAUUCCAUGGCAUCGAUGAUGUGCGUCCCGGACGAUUUCAUGAUGGACAACAACAUCUGGGACUUUUCUCACAACAUUGACUGGGUCCAAUGGGACGCGACAAUGCAGAAUUUCGACAUGACAGGGAAUAGGGCUGGUAUGAGGGCAAAUCAGUAA
This is a messenger RNA of Aspergillus calidoustus, 2169 nucleotides long. The record is from the annotation of a GenBank genome assembly. NCBI's taxonomy places the organism in Eukaryota, Fungi, Ascomycota, Eurotiomycetes, Eurotiales, Aspergillaceae.